Molecule: messenger RNA, 4142 nt
Organism: Mugil cephalus (flathead mullet)
Lineage: Eukaryota; Metazoa; Chordata; Actinopteri; Mugiliformes; Mugilidae
Product: junction plakoglobin-like
Exons: 17
Coding region: 312-2564 (750 amino acids)
Biological process (GO): positive regulation of transcription by RNA polymerase II; cell adhesion
Cellular component (GO): catenin complex; adherens junction
Molecular function (GO): alpha-catenin binding; transcription coactivator activity; cadherin binding
Source: RefSeq, a predicted model, not a curated record
CUCCCCCCUCCUCUGCCGUGACGCUGUAGCAGCCGAGCCGCUGCCGGUCCGCUCCCUGCACUCCAUCCCGACUGACUGCGUGCCGCACACCGCCUUUAAACGGGGGAGAAACAGCAGAGGCAGAGAGGGCACGGGAGCGACUCCGCACCUGGACUGCACCUGGUCCGUGGAUUUAAGGAGAGGAAAAGGAACACAGAGAGAGAGAGAGAGUUGCUGAAGCCGUCUCUGCUGCGACAGGGAGCGCCUCCAGACUGCUGUCCAGUUUUAACAAGGUCAGAGGUCAGUGAAGGCUGUGGUACCAGUGGACAGAGAUGAUGUCCAUGCAAAUGAGUGAGGCAGACAGCGUGGUGAAGGUGGCAGAGUGGCAGCAGACCUACUAUGCCUCAGACUCUGGGAUCCAGUCAGGAGCCACCACAGUGCGGGACGACGAAUCUAGCACAGAGUACAGCGGCGGCAAGAAGUACACGGGCAGCACUACAACCAGCUCCGCUCCCGCGACAGCCACGGCGGGGGGAGGCGGAGACACGGCAGCCGGAGGCCUAGAGAGCCCCACAGAUUUAGAAGCCCAGUACUCCCUAACCCGGGCUCAGCGGGUCAGGGCCGCCAUGUUCCCAGAGACCCUGGUGGAGGGGGAGGCAGCCAUGCCUGUCCAGCCGGAUCCUUCGCAGCAAAGCAACGUGCAGCGGCUGGCCGAGCCCUCUCAGCUGCUGAAGACGGCCAUCGUCCACCUGAUAAACUACCAGGAUGACGCCGAGCUGGCCACCAGGGCGGUGCCAGAGCUCACCAAACUGCUGGCAGACGAGGAUCCGGUCGUGGUGAACAAGGCUGCGUUGAUUGUCAACCAGCUGACACGCAAGGAGGCCAGUCGCCGGGUGCUGGUGCAGUCUCCAGCCAUGGUUGGCGCCGUGGUGCGUGCCAUGACGACAGCGGUCGACAUGGAGACAGCCCGUUGCGCCGCCAGCGUGCUCCAUAGCCUGUCACACCAGAGAGAGGGACUGCUGGCCAUAUUCAAGUCUGGAGGGAUACCAGCGCUGGUCCGCAUGCUAAGUUCACCUGUGGAAUCGGUCUUAUUUUACGCCAUCACCACCCUCCACAACCUGCUGCUGCAUCAAGAAGGAGCCAAGAUGGCUGUGCGCCUUGCUGACGGCCUGCAAAGGAUGGUUCCCUUGCUGAAAAAGAGCAACCCCAAGUUCCUGGCCAUUACCACAGACUGUCUGCAGCUCCUGUCAUAUGGAAACCAGGAGAGUAAGUUGAUCAUUCUUGCCAAUGGGGGUCCAGAGGGCCUGGUGUUCAUCAUGAGGAACUACAACUACGAGAAGCUGCUUUGGACCACCAGCCGGGUUCUCAAAGUGCUGUCCGUCUGUCCCAGCAACAAGCCGGCAAUAGUAGAAGCUGGGGGCAUGCAGGCCCUGGGCCAGCACCUUACAGGUUCCAGCCAGCGUCUGAUCCAGAACUGCCUGUGGACACUCCGCAAUCUUUCGGAUGCUGCGACCAAACAGGAGGGUUUAGACGGCCUUCUGCAGAUACUGGUAACCCAGCUGGGCUCGGACGAUGUCAACAUGCUGACCUGCGCCACGGGCAUCCUGUCCAACCUCACCUGUAAUAACUCCCGCAACAAGACCCUGGUGACUCAGUACGGCGGGGUGGAGGCGUUGAUCCAUGCAGUGCUUCGGGCCGGGGAGAAGGAGGACGUUGCUGAGCCGGCGGUCUGCGCCCUGCGCCACCUCACCUCCCGCCACCAGGACGCCGAGCUGGCCCAGAACGCCGUGCGGCUGCACUACGGCAUCCCCGCCGUCGUCAAGCUGCUCGGACAGCCCCACUACUGGCCUGUGGUAAAGGCCACAGUUGGUCUCAUCCGGAACCUGGCUCUGUGCCCGGCCAACCAGGCACCUCUGAGGGAGGCAGGUGCCAUUCCACGAUUGGUCAACCUGUUACUGAAGGCUCAUCAGGACACACAGAGACACGCCUCUUCUGCACAACAGACUUACCAGGACGGCGUUCGCAUGGAGGAAAUUGUAGAGGGCUGCACAGGAGCACUUCACAUUCUGGCCAGAGACCCCAUAAACAGAGGAGAGAUCGCCAGCAUGCAGACCAUACCACUGUUUGUUCAGCUGCUCUACUCGUAUGUGGAAAAUGUGAAGCGAGUGUCGGCGGGCGUCCUGUGUGAACUGGCCUUGGACAAACAAUCUGCAGAGCUCAUCGACGCAGAGGGAGCAUCAGCGCCGCUCAUGGAGCUGCUGCACUCCAACAACGAGGGAAUCGCCACCUACGCUGCGGCAGUGCUGUUCCGAAUUUCGGAAGACAAGAGUUCAGACUACAGGAAGAGAGUGUCGGUGGAGCUCACACACUCGCUAUUCAAACACGACCCUGGCGCCUGGGAAAUGGCCCAUACUGCGGUUCCCUUGGAGCCUACUUACCUAGCCGAUGAGUUGGAUGGCUCUUACCCUCCCUAUGGAUACGCUGAUUUGUCUCUGGACACGAUGCCGCUAGACCCCGACCUCCACGAGCCCUACAUCCCCGAGAUGACCUACGACCCAAGACAGGCCUACCCUGAGCCGCUCUAACAGGAGAAAAAAAAAUCCAGAAACAUUGAAACAGAGCACAAGAAAAUCACAGGAAGAAAGACUAGAGGGUGAAGGAGACUGGAGGUUUUUAUCACAAAGGGAAUCAACCCUGUGUAAACGGAGUGUGUGUGGGGGUGGGAGGGGAAAAUAAUCCCGCUUUGCAAUCAAGAACUGUCAAAAGAGAUUGCUUAUUAAAAGAGGUAUAUUGUUGAUGUAAAUGAAAAAUGUAACUUUGUUAUAAUGUUUUACUGUGGGGUGAAAGUGGGGCGCGUCAGAGGCAUCGUUACACGGGUAACUUUUUGAAGCAAUCAAAUUAGGUCAGAAGGCCUCACGCCGGCGGGUGAGGUGUGCCGGAACGAGCACCUUAUCUGUAAAGACGUAGAAACUGAGUUAGACCAUUCGAAUUAGAUGAGAUGUUACGGCGUCAGCGCUAAAACCGCCGAUGACGACGUUGGCGCCUGUCCAUUCGUUUCAACUUGUUUUCUCGAGAUGUAUUUUCAUGGCCCCCAUUUUAACCGAUUUCAUUCCAGACGCGACAAAAGCAGCGACAACGACAACUCUCCCGCAGAACUAGAACGUCUCCCGUAUUACUGUCGAGCACCAUUGCUACCAAAUGCUACCCGUGUAUCCCAGCCUUAAGCUGCUGUCUUAUAGAUGUCUCCUCUGUGUAUUUGAACAGUGCACAAGUCCCAGGGUGUCCAUGUGUGGUCGUUGCAUGGUAGUUUAUUGUGUACUCAUUGAAAUAGUCUUCACCUUUACAUACUGAGAAAAAUAAAUAAAUAAAAACGACAACUUGGGUUUUGCAAGCCGUUCUGGAUUACGCUAGUGGACAACUGGAUUACAAAAUCCCGCCACGUCCCCGGCCCUCGCUUUCACAGAGUGGAUAUCGUGUUGAAUUGCCCGCAGGGAAUGGAUUGUAAAUCUCGUUCAGCAUCAGUCUACAAAAAAAAACAAAAAAAAAACACCUUCGCCCAGAGGUACCCAUUUAGACCAGAAUAUCUUCAGCUGAAACAGACUUACUUCAGCUCUCGGAUCAGGUACACACCGUCACGGGCGCCGCUAAGUGCAGAUCCGCAGAAAUUAACAGUGCUUUUAUUGUGCGUCGACAAAAUAACAAACGACUUUUGUACUAGGGGUUUGCCGAUCACUUCAGUAUUAAAUUUGUCAGUAAGUGUAUGUCAGUAUCGAUAUAGGGGCUGGGGGGCGGCUGCAAGCUCUAAUACAUACUGUAUUUUCCUGCUGCUCACAGCAUGUAUUAAAGAUUCAGUCUGUGAUUAGUGUCAGCACCAUUUCUAUCUAACAACUACGUCAUAGUCGGGGUGCACGUGAUCUGCAUUUAAGUGCAGCUGCAGUCGGAAUGCGGGCAUCGCGGACAGUCGAGGCUCGACGGCUUCCGGGCUCCAGGGGGAACGUGUGCUUAUUGGUCCAGGGUUCCUGAACUCAACCAGCAGCCCACGGUGUUAAGAAAGCACAAACGAACUAACAGUGACUUUGCUGAAUCAGUAGCUGGCGCUAUGUGCUACAGGUAGAUUGUUCCUAAAUCUUGCCAUUAACAUCAUUAAAUUUUGUUAUUUUCAA